This is a messenger RNA of Emericellopsis cladophorae, 1767 nucleotides long. Its product is annotated as General amino-acid permease-like protein. The record is from RefSeq and is a predicted model, not a curated record. Gene Ontology annotation, biological process: amino acid transmembrane transport. Gene Ontology annotation, molecular function: amino acid transmembrane transporter activity. The coding region runs from base 1 to 1767 and encodes 588 amino acids. NCBI's taxonomy places the organism in Eukaryota, Fungi, Ascomycota, Sordariomycetes, Hypocreales, Bionectriaceae. Gene Ontology annotation, cellular component: membrane. The transcript has 4 exons.
AUGGCGCCUCACCGCGACAUUGAGCUUGGCACAGUAAACAAGUUCAAGGUCAAAGAAGAGUCCCUGGCGCAGGGCAGCUCGUACAGCAUGCGCGGCGAGCCGGACUACGACGACAUUUUCCAGCCCAAGCGCUUGAGCGCUUUUCUGGACAGCUUCCGGCGCGAUCCAAACACGACCUUCUUCCCCUCGGAUCACCUGGCGCAGCUCGAGACGAGCUCGACGCGCGAUCACGAUGGGUCUCAUUACUACGAUCUACGAUUGGCGACACUAGAGAAUGCGCAUACCGGGUUGGCCAGGAAGUUGAAAGGCAGACACCUGCAGAUGAUUGCCAUUGGAGGCUCAAUAGGCACUGGGUUGUUCGUGGCAUCGGGCAGGGCUUUGGCUGCCGGCGGUCCUGCGUCGCUAUUGCUCGCCUUCUCGAUCAUCGGCGCCAUGCUCUACUGUACUUGCCAGGCGCUGGGCGAACUAGCCGUUAUAUUUCCAGUGGCCGGAUCAUUCUCGUCCUGGGCAACUCGCUUCCUGGAUCCUUCCUGGGGGUUCGCCAUGGGAUGGAAUUACGCUAUGCAGUGGCUGACCGUGCUGCCUCUCGAAAUCAUUGCCGCAUCAUUGACUAUAGGAUAUUGGGACGAGGACGUAACGCGGGCCAGCUUCGUUACCUUGUUCCUGUUUAUUAUCAUUGCGAUCAACCUAUUCGGCAUCAAGGGCUACGGUGAGGCAGAGUUCAUCUUCUCCAUCAUCAAGGUCAUUGCAGUCAUCAGUUUCAUAUUGUUAGGGAUCGUACUCAACUGUGGCGGCACUCCGGACAGAGGCUACAUUGGCGGCGAGUUCUGGCAUGAACCGGGUGCCUUCAACAAUGGCUUCAAAGGCCUCUGCAGCGUCUUCGUAACGGCUGCCUUCUCCUUUACUGGGACAGAGCUCGUCGGCCUGGCCGCUGCCGAGACCGCGAAUCCACGCAAAUCAUUGCCGACCGCCAUCAAGCAAGUCUUCUGGCGCAUCACCAUCUUUUACGUGGUCGCCCUCACGUUGGUGGGGCUACUCGUGCGACACGACGACCCUCGCCUCACACCGUCAGACCAGCGAAACGAUGCAGAUGCCAAGGCCUCACCUUUUGUCAUUGCCAUCGAAGAAGCCGGUAUCCAAGUCCUUCCUUCAGUCAUGAACACAGUCAUCCUCAUUGCUGUCCUCUCUGUCGGCAACUCGGCCGUCUUUGGAUCAUCACGAACCCUUGCCGCCCUCGCCAACAUGAACCAGGCGCCCAAAUUCCUCGGCUAUAUCGACCGUCGCGGCCGCCCGCUCAUGGCCGUUGCGACCGCCGGCUGCGUUGGUCUCCUGUCCUACCUCGCCGAUCUUCCUGGGCAGAACAACGUACUCGACUGGCUCCUCGCGAUUUCUGGCCUGUCGUCCAUCUUCACCUGGGGCUCCAUCUGCCUGUGCCACAUCCGAUUUCGACGCGCCUGGGCAUUGAACGGUCACUCACCGAACGAGCUGCCCUUCCAGUCGCAGGUUGGCGUCUUGGGAUCGUACAUUGGCCUCACCAUGAACGUUCUCGUUCUCGCUGCUCAAUUUUGGGUCGGCGCAUCCCCCAUCAAUUGGCGGAAUAUGAGCACUGGAGCAGUGGCCGGAGAAUUCUUUCUCAAGUGGAUGGGUGCACCCAUCAUCUUCCUCUUCUACGCCGGGCACAAGCUUUAUUACAAGACAACCUACCAAGAGAAGGAAGAGCGGGAUACUUGGCCUAACUGGAAGAAGUUUUACAAGUAUAUCUGCUGA